Triticum urartu is the source of this 1438-nucleotide messenger RNA. Its product is annotated as ankyrin repeat domain-containing protein 2A. The record is from RefSeq and is a predicted model, not a curated record. NCBI's taxonomy places the organism in Eukaryota, Viridiplantae, Streptophyta, Magnoliopsida, Poales, Poaceae. Gene Ontology annotation, molecular function: protein binding.
CCAUACCUUGUCACAUCUCCCACUUCGCGUGGCAGUCGUCAAACCAAGUCUCGCACGCCAUCUUGGCAAGCACUCUCUCCUCCCCCACCGCGCCGCCGAGCUCCGCCUCCGGCCGACGCAAGCAGCCCACCUCGGACGAAUUCUUCUUCCCCUACCCCUCGUAUCUACCGGGAUGGCGUCGGGUGGAGAUCUCCCAUCCGGGUUCGCUGAUGAGAGCAAAAGUAAAAAAACAGAAGGAUCAUCCAACGAAGGUCAAGGGGUUCCUCCAGCUGCUGCUGCAGGCUUGUCGGGUCCUUUCGAUUUUUCUUCUAUGCAAAGUUUGCUCAAUGAUCCGUCUAUAAAGGAGAUGGCGGAUCAGAUUGCAAGGGACCCUGCAUUCAAUCAGAUGGCUGAGCAGCUACAGAAAGGUGCUCAGACUGCAGGAGAACAGGGCAUGCCUCCAUUGGAUCCUCAUCAAUACAUGGAAACAAUGCAAAGGGUCAUGGAAAACCCUCAGUUUAUGACAAUGGCAGAGCGCCUCGGGACUGCUCUUAUGCAGGAUCCUGCUAUGUCCAGUAUGCUGGAAAAUUUGACUAGUCCAUCACAUAAGGAGGAGCUUGAAGAGCGCAUGUCUCGGAUUAAGGACGAUCCAGCCUUGAAGCCAAUUCUUGAUGAGUUAGAGAAUGGUGGUCCUGCUGCAAUGAUAAAGUACUGGAAUGACCCUGAAACUCUUCAAAAGAUUGGCCAGGCAAUGGGAACUACGAUGCCAUUUAGCACUGUCUCUACUGCUGAACCUUCUGGUACUGAAGAAACUGAAGAAGAAGGUGAAGAUGAAGACGAGUCCAUUGUCCACCACACUGCCAGUGUUGGUGACGGUGAGGGUCUGAAGAAGGCUCUAGAUGGUGGAGCAGACAAGGAUGAAGAAGACUCUGAGGGAAGAAGGGCCUUGCACUUUGCAUGUGGAUAUGGUGAGUUCAAGUGUGCGGAAAUCCUCCUUGAGGCGGGCGCUGCUGUAGAUGCCAUGGAUAAGAACAAGAACACCCCACUGCAUUACGCUGCUGGCUAUGGCCGGAAAGAGUGUGUGGAUCUUCUGUUGAAGCACGGCGCUGCUGUCACUCUCCAAAACAUGGAUGGGAAGACGCCCAUCGACGUCGCCAAGCUCAACAACCAGGACGAGGUUCUCAAGCUGCUCGAGAAGGACGUGUUCCUGUAAAUCACUUCACUUGCCCCCCAUGAAGAGACAUGGACGUCAUCAUGUUUUACAUUCCUUGGCAUUGGUUUUAUAUAGUCAUACUUGAAUCGGCAUUUUAUUCGUUGUGUAAGAAUCUACUACCUGUGGUAGCUAGCCUGCAGGCCGACUGGCUGAGGUUAGAACUGCAUGUUACUGUAUAUGGCGACUUGUGUAUCGUCCGCUUUGUUUCUGUUGAUUUCACUAGAGUAAUCCAAGACUGUAAGAUUA